AUGACACAUGUGGAUCGGUUUCUUAUUUUUUCUGGGAAAAACCCAAAAUCACAAGAAAUAACGGAAGACGGUAGCUUGUUGAAGAGAAAUCUGAAAUUUUACGAGGAGACGAUUCCUAGAGAGGCUGAACUGGAAGCAAAAAUUGAACGAUUCAAGAAGAAAUUGCCAUGGCUGGAAACUUUGGAUGUUACGGUGAGUAACGAACAUGUCAGUGAGAGCGCAAUCAACGACGAUUUCGAGCGUGAAAUUAUUUUCAUUGCCUAG
This is a messenger RNA of Gongylonema pulchrum, 264 nucleotides long. The record is from the annotation of a GenBank genome assembly. Lineage: Eukaryota; Metazoa; Nematoda; Chromadorea; Rhabditida; Gongylonematidae.